Nerophis ophidion (straightnose pipefish) is the source of this 5676-nucleotide messenger RNA. It is a transcript of the gene dlgap4a, whose product is annotated as discs, large (Drosophila) homolog-associated protein 4a. Gene Ontology annotation, molecular function: molecular adaptor activity. The transcript has 12 exons. Gene Ontology annotation, cellular component: glutamatergic synapse; postsynaptic specialization. NCBI's taxonomy places the organism in Eukaryota, Metazoa, Chordata, Actinopteri, Syngnathiformes, Syngnathidae. The coding region runs from base 371 to 3631 and encodes 1086 amino acids. The record is from RefSeq and is a predicted model, not a curated record. Gene Ontology annotation, biological process: signaling.
CGUGUUAUUCGACGUGGGCCCUCGGACGCCCCCACCCCGCACAAUCGCACUCAUCCCACGUCUCGUCGGAGCGAAAGGCUGCCGCAGCACCAGCGGCUGCCUCCGAAGCUGAGCUCCUCUCGCCGCCAUGGAGUCUCCCGUGAGCCGGUGAGCCGCAUCCAGACCCCACGGAGCCGUGUUUAUUUACCUCGCAGACGCAUAACCCGGAGAUUCAGUCGACAUGUAAGAGGAGGAUAACUAUUGGCGUGUGACGGAGACCAAAACAUCCGCAGCUCAUCGCAUGUGAAAGGUGAGAAGGAUGAGCACUUCAGGUCUCUAGUCCUGCACUGCCUGCAGUCAACAUGAUCUAAGGGACAACCUAUCAGCCACAAUGAAAGGGUUGGGAGCAAACCGCAGUCGUCAUCUGUCAGACUCGUGUGAACCAGCAAGGUGUUCGCAGAAACCUCUUUGCCCUUUGACUUCGGACCCUCACUGUUCUUUUGUGUUGAGUCCAACCAUAAACCACUAUGGCACCUUGGAUCCUCACCUUUACCAGUGCACUCCUACAAGCCCAACCACCUUGACUCCUGACUGCCUGCUGCCAUUCAACCAGAUGUCCAACAGCAGCACCUUCCCCCGUCUCCACUUCACCCCCCAGACGGAGCAGUUGGACUGUCCCCAGGGAUGUAUGGCGGGCAGUGGUGGAGUCGGGCAGGGCAGCAGGGCAGGUACACUAUCCACCUCUUUGUCUAUGGGUCUGGGCUUGGGUUUGACUGGUGCUCCCAUGAUAACAAGUGGCUCAGCCACCAUCUCCUCUGCAGCAGCAGCCAAGAUAAAUCGAUUACCGUCCAACAUCUUGGAUCAACUGGAAAGGCAUCUUCCUCUGCAGCGGGACGGCUUCAGCACUCUACAGUUUCAAAGAGGACGUAUGUCAAAACAACGCAGCGAGAGUCCAGGACGAAUACGCCACUUGAUGCAUUCAGUGCAGAAGCUAUUUGCUAAAUCUCAAUCGCUGGAAAACUCGACAAUUAAAGGGAACACAAACACAGAGGAUGGUGGGCGACCAACCCACAAAAGCAAGAGUAAAGAUAAGGCUAAGACUGAAGGACCAAAGCAGAGACCAAGGCCUAAUGCAUUAGGUCUGUGGAGCUCAGACGAUGCUCUCGACAUUGAUGCUCCCAAAGCUGGCACCAUUGCUGUUGGUUACCGCAACCCGUUGUGCAUGAUGACACUUGGAAGAGCGAUAUCAGACAGCCAGGCCCACACCAGACAUAUCCAACAGAGCUACAACACAAUUUCUACACAUUCUCUAAAAACCUCCAAAAGCAGCAGUGACCUCAAGCUCCUAGGUAGUUCAGUAACACAGGGAGGAUCCAAAGAACAGGCGAUAAGAAGUCGAAGCAAGGACGAUACACUGGUAAAGAGGGGUUCCUGGUCCAAUCUCACGCUCAAUCAGGCCAGGCAAGUGUUACAGAAAGGCUCUGCUACGGUUAACAGGACACUUUUAAAAACCAAGUCAUGUCACCAGGAUCUGACGACCCAGUUUCUGCAGGUCCCACUGGGGGACUGGGCCGGAACGUUGGGCCAUGGCCAGGCCAAAGGAACCGAAAUCCCUUGUCGAAGAAUGCGCAGUGGCAGCUACGUGAAAGCAAUGGGAGACACAGAAGACAGCGAUGACUCAGAGGGAAGUCCUAAACCGUCCCCUAAAUCUGCAGCCCGUCGCCAGAGCUAUCUGAAGGCCACACAGCACUCACUGAGCGAGCAACAGCCUCCACCACCUCCACGGAAGCCUCGUUGCUACGCUCUCAUGCGGGAGGAUUUUCUUUGGUCUCCACUACAGAGUGCAUGCUCUAUGCAGCAUCUCAGCUCCCUUCCCUCCCUCAAAGAGCUGUCCACAAAUCGUAGCCUGGACAACUUAGAUUGCCUGGUGAGCCCAAUGGAGACCCAAUCACAACACAGACACAAUGAUUUCAGCCAAUGCCCCAACACCUUGGCCAGAAGAUCCACUGCUCAGCGUGUGAGUCUGCACACAAUCUUUCAGGUUUGUGGCCAUGGAUAUGGGCACACCGUUCCACACUGUGAGCGGGAAUCACAGGCAAUGGAGGCUCUGGACCUCCCGGCACCUACCUGCUUCAGGUCGCGCAGCCACAGCUACCUGAGGGCCAUCCAGGCGGGCUGUUCCCAGGAUGAAGAUUCAGCCUCUGUGGAUUCAGACUCACCACCACCCAAUACCAAGAGCUACAACUCCAACACAAUCAGCAGUAGGAAGCCUCCACCUCCAGUCCCACCCCGCACCACUUCCAAACCCCUGAUAUCAGUGACGCUUCAGAGCAGCACAGAGUCCGCUCAAGACACAUACCUUGACCAACAGGACCACGGCAGUGAAAACAGCCAGUCAGGACGCAGCAAUUCUUCAGAGAGUCUCUGUAGCAUUCGAACUGGCGAUUUGGCAAAGAGGAACCAGCCUCCCGUGACUUACCCCCCUGUAACCUCUGCACCCCCUGUUCCAGCUCCUCGUGAACUUCUCCCAACCACAACAACCUCUACCACCACUGUUUCCACAUCUACCCGGCCCCAAAAUGAUACCCUGAACUGUUCCGCCUUUCUGGAGCAGCCCCCCACUGCACCCAAAAGAAAACUAUCCUCUAUUGGAAUUCAGGUGGAUUGCCUUCAGCCUGUUUUAAGAGAAGAACUGGUACCCUUGACUGCCCCUCUAAAAUUCCAGUCAAUUGGAGUUCAAGUGGAGAACGGCAGGCCUCUCAGUCGGGACAGCAGCAUGGCUUCCAGACAAAACACAGAGACCGAGCCACAGGAGCGCCACGAAGCCGCACCCACAGAAAAUAGCAAAGCCAACUGCACUAGCCCUGAAACCACAAAUUCCAACGGACAGUGCAAAGCCAUGGAACAGCUUUCUCUUAAACACAACUCAACUCCAUCCAGAACAUCCACUUUGCCUCCAGAGAUGCUGGACCCAGCUUUAGACCCACCCUCGCUGCCACCGCCAGAUCCCAAUCUGGGGACCGGAAACUGCAAUGCCCAAGGAGAGUCGGAACAAGUCAGCACGCCGGCUUGCCUCCGAGAUGGUAACUGGUUUCUGAAGCUGCUUCAGGAGGAAACAGGCCGCAUGGAGGGCUGGUGUCAACAGAUGGAGCAGGAGACCAAAGACAACAAGCUUACAGAGGAAGUGUUGGGGACAAUCCGCAGCGCAGUUGGCAGUGCCCAGCUUCUCAUAUCAAAGAAGUUUGAGCAGUUCAGGGGGCUCUGUAAUGAAAACCUGAACGCCAAUGCCAACCCGCGGCCAACGGCGCAGGACCUUGCUGGAUUCUGGGAUCUGCUUCAGCUUUCAAUAGAAGACAUCCGCAUGAAGUUUGAUGAGCUCAACCAACUUAAAGCCAACAACUGGCAACAUUCUGAGGAAUCAGAAAAGCUUGAAACCAAGAAUCUUCCAUCGUCCGUGCCAAAGAAGCAAUCUAAGCCCAAGCUGUCUGCUGGGAAGGACAGGAGCAUGGACUCAGCUGUGGACAAGCAGCGGCAAGAAGCCAGAAAACGGUUGUUGGCGGCAAAGCGUGCAGCAUCGGUGCGACAGAACUCCGCUACGGAAAGCGCUGACAGCAUCGAAAUCUAUGUCCCCGAGGCACAGACUCGCCUCUGAGAGUGUGUCAGCAUGGAUUAUCUGGGAAUCUCCAGACUCAGUGACUCAAACUAACUGACAGAACUAAGGCCGUCACACUCACACACCCACACAUUUAUAACAGAUGCAUAAGUGCAAAUGAAGAUAAAACACAUUGCCAAUGGCCCUUGGUACCAUGGGACAGAAAACAACCUUGCAAGAUGUUUAAAACUGUUACUAUUGAUAAGAUGACUAUUAUCUCCUAAAAGUAUAUCAAGACUGUAAGUGCAAUCACCUUUUUGACACAGACAUUCUUGUGAGCUGCCGAAUCCUGGUAUCGCAGAAGUUUACUCUCUUAACGCCCUGAAGUCUACUGGCAAGUUGUGGCCGUAUAGUUUACUAAAUUAGUUACCAUCUACACACACACACACUCAGGAUACACAUACAGGUGUACUCACUGUCCACAGAGUCUUCCUGUUCUCUAUUUGUACUUGGCUGGCACUCAUCAGCUGUGUUGUGUACUCUUAACCGUACCGUGCAACAGAUAUGCAGAGGACGUCAGAAAAACGGAAAGGCAGUAGCGUGCAUAUAUAUAUAUAUAUAUAUACAGUAUAUAUAUAUAUAUACACAUACACACACACACAAUGUUUAUUUUGUAUAUGUUGUAUACCAGAUUGUUAGAAAGAACUGUGUUCUGUACAAAGGUAGUUUUUUUGUUUUGUUUUUUUUAUAGCUCAAGUUUGUGUAUUUUAAUAGUAUAUUAGCACUCAAUGCGAUCAUUCACUCCACCUCCCCUCCCCACUCACACAAUGACACUACACGUGCUGUGUCUGAAGUUUAGUGCUGAUAUUCCAGGAAAGAAUACCCAGCAAAUGAGCUACAGAUGAAUGCAUAGACUAUAUGCAUUGUGCUGGUCAUUUUAACCUGAUCACUGCAAUUUCACCUCCAGUUUUUUUGUUUAGCUUUUUUGGUUCACUGAGUCAUUCUAUCUUUGCAAUGUGAUGUACGGGACUAAGACACCCACCACUUGUUAUGGCAUUCCCAUUUACUCACUACAUGUGACCGGGUGGGAUUUUUUUUUACACCGCUGGAAAGAAAAUGGAAAAGCAAUAAUGAAAUGGAGUUGUAUCUGAGUGUGCAGUGGAGGAUGUGUCCAGUCUUAAAUGAUUUACCUUCAGUUUCUAAAAUAUUUUCUUAGCAUGAAGGACAAUUUUUUUAUUAUUUUUUUUAACCGUGUUCAUUCACUAGAAUAUCAGGUUGAGAGCUCUUGUCGGCAGUAAGAACCACUAUGAAUUGAAUGGCUAUUACAAUCACACAUGUUUUAUUUAAACAAAGUACGGUAUGAAAGCUGCGUUUCUCCACUAGAAAUAAAAUGGUUCAUGUUAAAGCGUGGACCUAAUUUUUCCUCAGUGUAUUUACUCGCAUUUUAAAUGCCCCCGGUUUAAAAUUGAAAAAAGACGGGGUUUUGUUUUUUGUUUUAGUUUUUUUGAAAACAUUGACACAUUUUGUGACGUCCAGCUAUGAGGUCCAACUGUAAUUCUAAUCGCUUAUGGUGCUGCAAGGGUUGUCACAUUAUGCCAAGACGGCAGUGGCCAAUAUCUGUGUCAUUUAGAACGCUUUUUAUUUAAACUGUUUUUUUAUUACUAUUUAAUGUGCUCAUGAUUCUUAGCAAAGGUGGUUUGCAGCAAUUCCAAUUCCGAUGCACUAUGCUUUGUAGAGGUAACUUUGUGGAGCCUAGUGUAUAUAGCUUGAAUCUGUUCGAAUAGCUGAGAUAGGCCCCAGCAUCCUCCGUGACCCCCAUAGGGACAAGCGGUAGAAAAUGGGUGGGUGGAUGGAUGUCCUAUAAAGGUCGAUUUACUAGUCAGGGCUGGCUCUCCCCCUACUGGUCAUGUCCUUGCAUUACACUCUGGAAAACUUCAGAAUAUUCUGAACUAAAAAAAACUAUUAGAAACAAAACAGUUGGCUUUGGAAUGCUGACAUGACACCAAGUUGUUGAUUUUUUUUUUCUUUCUUUUUUUUGUAUGACAUCGACAGUAGACAUGUGCAUUUCAUUGACCAAAGCAAUCAUUAAACAUCCCUUUGCUACA